CCUGCGCGAGUCGCUUCCGGAAGUGACGUGCGGAAAGGGUGCCCGGGACGAAGCCAUGGCCCUGGAGGCGGCGGGAGGGCCGCCGGAGGAAACGCUGUCACUGUGGAAACGGGAGCAAGCUCGGCUGAAGGCCCACGUCGUAGACCGGGACACCGAGACGUGGCAGCGAGACCCCGCCUUCUCGGGUCUGCAGAGGGUCGGGGGCGUUGACGUGUCCUUCGUGAAAGGGGACAGUGUCCGCGCUUGUGCUUCCCUGGUGGUGCUCAGCUUCCCUGAGCUCGAGGUGGUGUAUGAGGAGAGCCGCAUGGUCAGCCUCACAGCCCCGUACGUGUCGGGCUUCCUGGCCUUCCGAGAGGUGCCCUUCUUGCUGGAGCUGGUGCAGCAGCUGCGGGAGAAGGAGCCGGGCCUCAUGCCCCAGGUCCUUCUUGUGGAUGGAAACGGGGUACUCCACCACCGAGGCUUUGGGGUGGCCUGCCACCUUGGCGUCCUUACAGACCUGCCGUGUGUUGGGGUGGCCAAGAAACUUCUGCAGGUGGAUGGGCUGGAGAACAACGCCCUGCACAAGGAGAAGAUCCGACUCCUGCAGACUCAAGGAGACUCAUUCCCUUUGCUGGGAGACUCUGGGACUGUCCUGGGAAUGGCCCUGAGGAGCCACGACCGCAGCACCAGGCCCCUCUACAUCUCCGUGGGCCACAGGAUGAGCCUGGAGGCCGCUGUGCGCCUGACUCGCUGCUGCUGCAGGUUCCGGAUCCCAGAGCCCGUGCGCCAGGUUCACCUCCUGCUCUGUUCCAGAAGGUCCUGGGAGAGCACAGACGGGGUUAGUGUUGGUCUGCUCUCUCCCUGGCUCCGCGCCGGGCCGUCUUGGCCCCAUGGUCACAGGCGCUGCUGCGCUCCUGGUUGCCAGGUCCAGGCUCUCCUGCCAGGCCAGGCUGGGCCGCUCCAGGGGAAGGCUGACAUCUGCUCCCGAGAGCACAUCCGCAAGUCGCUGGGACUCCCCGGGCCACCCACACCGAGUGUCAUCACCAGGAGCCCGAAGGCGCAGAGGCCAGUGGCAUGCCCCAAAGGAGACUCUGGAGAGUCCUCAGCACUUUGUUAAACGCGGUGGUGAGAGCACACGUCCUCGUCUCGUUCCUGAUCGAACGCGGUGGUGAGAGCACACGUCCUCGUCUCGUUCCUGAUCAAACGCGGUGGUGAGAGCACACGUCCUUGUCUUGUUCCUGAUCUUAAGGGAACGUUUGCAGUCUUUCACCACUAGAUGUGAUGUGAGCUGUUAGAUUUUCAAGGAUGCUCUUCAUCCAGCUGAAGACGGUCCCUUCUAGUCCUAAUUUGUUAAGUGUUUUUAUCCUUAAAGGGUACUGGAUUUUGUCAAAUGCUUUUCUGGCCUCUAUUGAAAAGAUCCUGUGUUUUUCUGUUAAUAUGAGGUGUUACAUUGAUUGAUUUUCAUAUGUUGAGCCAGUUUCCAUUUGUGGAAUACAUCCAACUCGGUCAUGGUGUAUAAUCCAUUUACUCUGCUGCUGAAUGUGAUUUGCUUGUAUUUUGGUGCGGAUUUUUACAUCUGUAUUUAUAAGGGAUAUUGGUCUGGUGUUUUCUUAUGACGUCUUCCUUUGGUUUUGAUAUCAGGAUAAUAUUAGCCUCAUAUAUUGGGUUAGGAAAUGUUCUCUCCUCUGUUUUUUUUGGAAGAGAGAGAUUGGUGUUAAUUCUUGCUAGAACCUUUGGUAGAAUUUGCCAGUGAGCCUAUCUGGUCUUGGGUCUUUGGGAGGAUUUUGAUUCGAUUCAAUCUAUGUAUUUGUUAUAGAUUGUUCGGAUUGUUCAUCCUUGAGUCAGUUGCUAGCUUGUGUGUUUCUCGGAGUUUUUCCUUUUCGUCCAUGUUAUCUCAUCUGUUGGCAUACCGUCGUUCACGGGAUUUUAUUGAUGUGUGUGAGGUCUCUGAGAACGUCCCUGCCUUCACUCCUGCUUUUAGUCACUGGCAUCUUCUUUUAACUUGGGCCGUCUGGCCGUGCAUGGUUUUGGGGGAGUCCCCCUUGACUCUGCAGAUGCUGAGCAGUGAUCUGGCUGGGAAAGGGGACCAGGAGUGCAGGGCACCUGCUGAGGACUCACCUAAGCCCAAGAGUCAGAGAGUCGGAGCUCCAACCACAUCUGCCUGCAUGCCUUUCCCAGGCUCUCCCCAAGCGGACAGCCAGCACCCCCUCCCCAAAGACCGGGCAGUUCCUGACCAGCACCCCACCAAGUCCUCAGUAAGGCCUGUCUUUGGGGGAGCAGGGUUUCAGGAGGACAGUGGGGGUGGUGUAGAACUCACGGCUGGCGGUUCCGGGCCUCUCAGGAAGCUUUGCCACUGGGCUUGGGGUUAAGUGGGUGUGGGACUCCGAACCCUAAAGGGGUGAGAGUUGAAAUGAAAGCGGCACCUGUAGUCCAUUUGGGGUGCAGGUGUGUGCCGGGGGUCUUCAGCCCCGGCUGAUGGCCACAUGAACCGCAUGAGGAGAGGCAGGGCGUGUCAGCAGCAAACCUAAGUGUGUGCUCAUUUCUGUGGGCCCUUACUCUGUGACACCGCAGCUCUCCAGAGAGACGCUUUGAAAACAAAACAGGAAAGAACACACAGCCCCGCAUCUGUUGCCUGAGUCACUGUAUUCCUUAAAAGAAGAAGGACCCUGGUCCUUGGCUUUUCGUGCACAUGAGAAAAUGUUGGCCAAGGUUAGCGAUUAUGCUUCUGUAAUUUGUAACCAGAAGUGCUCUUACGCCCAAACCUUGGUGGGAUUCUGCUGUAAUGUAACUUCGGAGCCAGCUGGAUGGAUGUGACUGUGCAGGUCCUGAGCCCCGGCCCCCGUAACCAAGCAGUGGGCCGAGACACUGAGCCGGGCAGUCAGACAGGAGCUCUCUAAGGCUGCUCCCGGGCUGGGGCCUGGGUCUAGGAUUCUCAGUAAGACCUUUGAAUAAAACUAACUUGAAUUCUUCAAAA
Molecule: messenger RNA, 2953 nt
Organism: Gorilla gorilla gorilla (western lowland gorilla)
Lineage: Eukaryota; Metazoa; Chordata; Mammalia; Primates; Hominidae
Gene: ENDOV
Product: endonuclease V
Exons: 11
Coding region: 56-1096 (346 amino acids)
Biological process (GO): DNA repair
Cellular component (GO): nucleolus; cytoplasm
Molecular function (GO): single-stranded RNA binding; RNA endonuclease activity producing 5'-phosphomonoesters, hydrolytic mechanism
Source: RefSeq, a predicted model, not a curated record